AUGAUGAGUUAGAGAUCGCAAGCCACUUAGCGAGGGAAACAUCGGUUUCCUGUCCUGAAGUGAAGAGGAAGAGAGGGUGGUCUGAACACUCCACUGUCAGCAUGUCGAGUCUUCAGUCUUCUCACACAAAGAAGGGCAAGAGUAGGAAGGGGGGAGUUCUGGAGGACCUUGUGGAGGUGGUGGCCGUGUGCAAACUUACCUGCACGCCGUGACUGCUGCACAUGCUGCGCGUCUAGAAAAUACAAAAAACAGACAUCCACUUAAAGAUGUUGCGAGGAAGACAGGCGCUGGAGUACAGUUUGACAGUAACCCCUCACCUGUACCAGGCAUGAAGAUUAUCAUCAUCCACGGGUCUCCAUCUCAGAUCGAGGCUGCAGUCAAAAGCAUCAGUCAGAUUACUGGCGCUAAGGGAACAAUUUCUGAAGAAGCCCAGAAAUGCUGGAUCCGAUGGGUUGAGGACUGCUUCCCUGAUCUGGAUUCUCGCGCCUACUUCUUACCUCCAGUCAACCCUAACCGCAUAUCGAUGAGCAAACGGCCAUUUGCUGGUAAAUAUACACUGAUCCUUCAAACAGCACCUGGAAAAGCUUCUCAGUCAGCACCUGGACAGUCUGGUCAGUCAGCCCCUGGACAGUCUAGUCAGUCAGCACCUGGACAGUCAGCACCUGGACAGUCUAAUCAGUCAGCACCUGGGCAGUCUGGUCAGUCAGUACCUGGGCAGUCUGGUCAGUCAGUACCUGGGCAGUCUGGUCAGUCAGCACCUGGACAGUCUAGUCAACUAGCACCUGGACAGUCUAGUCAGUCAGCACCUGGACAGUCUAGUCAACUAGCACCUGGACAGUCUAGUCAGUCAGCACCUGGACAGACUGGUCAGUCAGCACCUGGACAGACUGGUCAGACAGCACCUGGACAGUCAGCAUCUGGACAGUCUAGUCAGUCAGCACCAGGACAGCCAGCACCUAGACAGUCUAGUCAAUCAGCACCUGGACAGUCUGGUCAGUCAGCACCUGGACAUAUUAGUCAGUCAGCACCUGGACAGUCUAGUCAGUCAGCACCUGGACAGUCUAGUCAGUCAGCACCUGGACAGUCUAGUCAGUCAGCACCUGGACAGGCUGCUCAGCCCCCAAAGUCAGCAAGUACUGUCACUCAGGCUUCCAUUCCUGAACCUCUUAAGGUUUUUGACAGUGACAUACGAGAUGAUGCAGCCAUGAAGCGGGUUUUAUUUUUCUUACACAGAAUAUCUGAAGAGAAAAAAGAAGUUUUGUUUGGAAUAAGUCAACUUCAAUUCGAACACUACCUGGGUGAACCUUGUUACGCUGCCGCGGCUGCCCACCUACCCCUAGCCUCCAGUCUUCCUCCCCCUCGACCCAGAAACUGGAAACGGGGGGACUUUGAUGUGCUGCUCAUUCACCGACAUUACGGUUUAAUCGUGUGCGAGGUGAAGUCCUUCGGAAGCAUCACUAAGGAACUGAACAUGUCACAGCAGGAUAGAGAUAAUAACAUUAGAAAGAAAGUGAGCCUAGCUGCCUCCCAGUUGGAGAAGGCGGAGGCCAUGUUGUCACACCUCGUGUCUGACAUCGCCCCCGGACUGCGCAUCACCAAGACCAUCGCGGUCCCCAACCUUACAGCUCAUCGAGUACAACAGGCCAUCUCCGGUGACCAACAACUGACACAGGACCUGUGCGGGUGUCUCGGAGCAGCAGAUCCUGACAGCAUCACUGGCCUUUGUCUCUGUUAUGACCAUCUGGACCCCAAGACGCCUCUGGACAGCAGUGAGGACUUGCUGAGGGAACUCGGCAACUGGUGGCAACGGUGUGUGGCUGGGGCUGGACCAGAUGGUCACAUGACCAGUGACGUCUACAAGACAUUGGUAGCUAGAUUCUGUGGUCCGGCGACAACAGUGACUGUGCCAUGUACAUCUCCUCCACGUCUGUGCAUCAAGACCCUGGGUCAGGCCGUGUUCUUGACCGGACAAUGUUACACUGCGGAGAUAACAUUGUUCCCGGAGCAAUUUCAACUUCUCAUCUCAGCCCUCCCAGACUUUAUGUGGCCGGACCGCCAGGUACAGGUAAAACCGUGGUGUUGCUGCUGAUGGCUACAGAGUGGCUGCGGUGUGGUGACGACGUCUACAUUGUCAGUACGGGCUUCCGGAGUCUGUCAACCAGCAGCAUGUUGUGCCACCUGUUGAAGCAGACUCUAAACACACAACAUACCUGCAAGAUUCAUUUGCUAGAAUAUGAUUUUUAUUAUGGUAAAGAUGUGGAGAAGGCCGUCGACGACUUGUCACAGAAGGCGAAGGGAGGGACGUUGUACGUCAUCGCUGAUGAAGUGAGACAUGAUUGCAAGGCAGAAUCUUACUUUCCGACUUUCGGUGAGAAGCUGCUGACACUGGUUCCUAAUCUCCAUCUUUGGGCGGCAAGUUAUUUUCAUGAAUUUGCACCCAAAGGAUGGCAAGUGGAGCUCUUAACCAGACCCCUCCGCUCUCCGCCCACAAUCGUCAGGAAGUCAGGAAGGAUACAGCUUUCUUUUUAAAUACCCAUCUCCGGGGGUACACUGAGCGUGGUGUGCCCGACCACACAGACGGCCCGCCAGUAAAGCGACUGAUUCACGACAAAGAUGAGGGUCACUCGGGUUACUAUCCAGCUGACUGUGUCACGUGCGGUCAGGACAUCGCCAGCUUUCUGCGCAGUCUCCGUGUUGGUGAUCCGGGGAAUGCCAUGACAUCAUCUACGACUGCCGCCUCCACCAAUAGUGGAACAACAACCCCCGGCCUGCAGUGGAGAGACGUGCUGGUCCUGGCUUGGGGGGACGUUGGUGAAAAAUCCAAUAUGGUGACGGCGCUGAGUCAAGCAGGUAUUAAAGUGCGGGUGAUGAAGGAUGAGGACACCGAGGACGUGGCCACGGCCCGCAGUGACGUGGUGUGGGUGGCGAAUGGUCGCCGGGUUCUUGGUCUGGAGAGAAAAGUCGUCGUCUGUUUGGAUUCUGGCAAUUUUGGUUAUUAUGCCCAACUCGACCUCAUGUCCCGGUGUACAUCACAACUUGUGAUUGUCUCCCGUGCUCCAGAGGAGACUGCAACUGUGUUCAUAGCAUAUAGUAAACUGGCUCUAGAAGAGCGUGCUUUAGAGCAAGACAAAAUAAAAUAGGACAAGGACUCGAUGGAAAGAUGGAACGCUUGGGUCUGAGAACAUCAGGGCAAGGGGGCAAGUCAGUGACAACGUCCGUCAGGACUGCCAGAUGUCGUCGUCAAAUCUUAACGCACAACACUAUUAAUUAAGGAGAUUCAGUUUACUCUAACUGACGUCACAACAAGACUCGUCUGCUUCACCAUCUCGGGAAGCUAUCGUGGUUAAUCGGCGGAAGGACACAACGUAAAAUUUCACUGGAAUUUUUCUAUUUUUAUAAACAUCGGCGAAUUUCAAUGACAUUCAAGAGACUUUUCUUAAUGAAUUUCCUGAGAGUUCUAUAUUCCUGGUCAGACCACAUAGCACAGUGGUUGUCACAUAUGAGAUGGAUUGAUCUUCUCUUGCGUACUGCCAUCUUAAUGCCUUUAUGUCAACACAACGGAAAAAAUAAACAUAAGUAUAUAUAUAUAAAUGUGUUGAUAGAAUACAAAAAUGUAAAUGUUAGACCUUCCACUUAAGUCAGUAAAUGUACUUGAAUUUCUGGCCUGCUGAUGGGAGAUAAGGCUUCUGUAGUGACAAUUAUAAUUGUGAGUGACACCAAGUGCAAUACAAGAAUGGUUUUGCCAUGAUUAAUACUGUGAAAUCAAUUUAUGACUUUUACAGAAGCAAGUAGGCUUGCUGACAACGGUGUUACAUUUACUCUGCCUAAUACCUUCCGGACAUUGUGUGGCUGUGUACGAAUGCAUCUGUAUUUGUGUGUGCCUGUGUGUGUGAUCGUGCAUGUGAGACAGGUCUCAUCUGGAAUGACGAUGUCUGUGUACCGUGGGAGUGCAAGCAUCCAUGUGUGCGUGCUCGUGUAUGUGUUUCGGUGUCUAUGCUGGCUCUGCAAGGUGUGGGUCGUGUCUGGUCAAUGUGAACAGUGGCUCUGUAUGUGCGAGAAAGAGGAAUAGAGUGAAUAUACAUUCAUUAGAGGAAGAAAUGUUAGCGGGUGUAUAACUAACAUUGGUAGCAGCAGCGUCUACAUGAGUGUGAGUGUGAUCGGCAUCUGUGGAUAAUGGGCUACCAUCAUCACAUCAAAUUCCUCGUGUACUAUA
Molecule: messenger RNA, 4213 nt
Organism: Pomacea canaliculata
Lineage: Eukaryota; Metazoa; Mollusca; Gastropoda; Architaenioglossa; Ampullariidae
Exons: 8
Coding region: 329-2089 (586 amino acids)
Source: RefSeq, a predicted model, not a curated record